AUGCCUCCAUUUCGCAACUUUCUAGGACGAAAGUCCCAACCCAAUGCGGAUCCUGUCUCAGAUGAGAAUUUACUCUCUCCAAAUCAACGCCCUGCGCCCAUAUCGAUCCGUAGUAGUCAAGAUGAACCCUCCGAGUACAAAUUGAGUGUGGUCAACGACAGCGGUGUCUAUCUUCCGCCUUCUCCUCCCGAGCGGCCGAGUUUCUGGCGCCGGUACCCGGGUUCCAACAAAUCCAUCAACCAUAGAGAUCUCGUUGACGAGAAUGAGCCUUUCUCCAUCUCUCGCGAGUCCUUCGACUCUUAUCGCCGAUCAUUUGAUAUCUCCGCCCGCUCACCCAUAAUUCACCCCGAUGCUGGUCCUUCUCGAACCUCUCUUGAUUCUAGAUUCUCAAGAUUAACCCCGUCGGGUACUCACUCCAAUAGCUUCACCAAGCCUGACCCCAUGGAGGAAGAAACUUUCGAAGAAGUAGGCCUAAAUGACGAGGCGAAACCGAAGAAGAAAGGUUUCCUCGCCAGAUUCGGUGACUCUACUAAUGACGCGCAAUCGCCCGGGCCCAAGUCUUCUACCUCGUCCUUCAAUUUCCAUAUUCCUGGCCGGAAGCGCGCGCAGAGUGGUGUCGGAUCAGAACUGGGGUCUGUGAAAGUAAAUACCUCUGCACCUGUACCCGCUGAUGAGACAUGA
Penicillium griseofulvum is the source of this 681-nucleotide messenger RNA. RefSeq lists its product as uncharacterized. The transcript has 4 exons. The coding region runs from base 1 to 681 and encodes 226 amino acids. NCBI's taxonomy places the organism in Eukaryota, Fungi, Ascomycota, Eurotiomycetes, Eurotiales, Aspergillaceae. The record is from RefSeq and is a predicted model, not a curated record.